AUGCCGAGUCAAGAUCAAGUGCUUGCUGGCGUUGUGGAGAUCGAGUGCCCCAGUGAUCGCGCGAUCGAUAAACUUGAAAUUCGGUUGUGUGGUAUGCAAAAGAUUGCAAUCCCAGAGAAAGUAAAUGAAAAAUCGAAUCAAGGACCAUUAUCUGUACGGUACGAGGAUCAUGUCGUCCUCGACCGCACGCUCACUUACACAUCAGAGAAUCUGCCGACACAUUCCGCACGCACAGCGCGAGGACAUGCACCAUUCCUCUCACGCAUCACAGAGACGGAUUCAGAUACGGCGAUUUUUCUUGAGCGAGGUGUCCAUGACUUUGAAUUCCAUUUUAUUAUUCCUGCUUGGUGCCCGCCUUUUGAGCGCUGUCGCUAUGCGCACACGCAUUACACAAUCACAGCGAUGGUGGAUGGUGCAGGGUUAGGACGUCUUGGAGCCCCUGUAAGCGCUAGUCGAGAAGUCGUGCUUGUGCAGCAGCAAACUUUAGACAAUGGACCCCUGCAGCUAGAUAUGCUGUAUGAUGACGUUCAUCCAGCAUUAGGUUACAUGACCAUCGCGGUGACAAGUGCGUCGCUAACGGUGGGUGGUAUUGUGCACUUAUAUGUUGUACAUCCUAAUCCACCGCCCAAUCUGAAUGUGCUUGCCAUCAAUGUUAUCAUUGAACAAAAAUACGAGUUGUACAACAAAGCGACAGGUGAAUGGAUGCCUGUUCCAACGGAUACACUGCGUGUGUGGGACCUUGGAAUUCCAGCGCCACGAACGCGCGAAAUGAACAAUGCGAAACACUGGGCACAGGGCCUACUCACGGCCGAAGGUGUUCAGCAAGGGACAGCAUCGCGGAUAGGCAUGAUCGGCAGAGCAGCACGAAGUUUUCUUACGCCGAUGGAUGCCCAAGCUCAAGAGGGUAUUACUGAUUUGCAUGGGUACCAAAUCAAGACGGUUCUUCGUCUGCCAAAUGACCGGAAACUUCGCCCAUCAACAAUGCAAGGUACACGUACAAAUAUUCGUAUUUCCCAUGAACUUGGUGUGGAUGUUUUGUUCUCUCUCACGGACAAUUUGGAGGAUCGAAAGAACAAUGAGAUGUAUGGCUUACCAAAGACGCAGGUGUUUUCUAUGGUCAAGAAAGUGCGUAUUCCUUCGUGUGAGUGCACAUUUGACGCUAUUCACUUGCCACCAUAUUCGGAAGAGUCGCCAUCUAUCGCCACGGAAGGAACAACACUCUCUCGUUCUUCAUCAUCACAUUCGCUUCUUUGCCCACCAGCCACUAUUCAGCGCUCGAUGUCUUCUGCAUCUCGCUCAUCGUCCACUCAUUCGAUGCUGCAGCCGCCAACGCCUUUUUUUAAGCAGCAUCGACAGCACGGGCCCUUAGAUAAUGACUGGUCUCGACUUAUGAGCUCGUUGACUUCCCUCUCGACGCGUUCGCAUGCACCUUCGCGCAAUGCUAGUCUUGAAUCGUCGCCAACACGGCCAAAUUUUUUCUCAAGGAAUUCGUCUAGCAACGCUUCUCGUGUGCCUUCACCUCCGCUAGAUUCAUCAUCCGGCUACAGCACGCCUGUGGUGCCGGUGCUUCGACCGAAUGAUACUUGCUUGCAGAGUACACAAGCUGAUUCGCAACUGCAACACACACGCUCGCUUUCAUCAACUGACCGCUCAGCACCAAGAGCGCUGCUCGCCGGCUCGCCAUGGGCCGUGUCACAUCUACCUCCGCGCACUGGCGAGAGUCAUGACACUUGCAAUUGUGGACUGCAAACGGAAGAGCUGAUCGAGGCAGAAGAGCGCCUGCUGGAAGGAGCUCCCACUGCACCCGGUGCAUGGAUCCAGCGGGUGAAGGUGAAUGAGGCGCUUCCUCCUUGGACGCCGAGCACAAGGCCAAAAUCGCCCACGCACAACUGGUAUGAGACGUAUAUGCAUGGGAAGACACCUUUCUCGAACAAAAGUGAGUCGUCAAUGGCCAGUCAACGCAGUGCUUCGACGCCUAUGUAA
Molecule: messenger RNA, 1983 nt
Organism: Malassezia globosa CBS 7966
Lineage: Eukaryota; Fungi; Basidiomycota; Malasseziomycetes; Malasseziales; Malasseziaceae
Exons: 1
Coding region: 1-1983 (660 amino acids)
Source: RefSeq, a predicted model, not a curated record